AGUACGACUGGACGCCCUUCUUCUCAAUACAAGCUGUAGGCAAAUAAAGUGAACGGUAUCAGUUUGGAAGCAGCGUGGCUGUAGGAGCACAGAUGAGGUCAAGUCCUACGAUGGAUUGCAACAUAUGCUUCGAGCCGUUCGACCAGGGUGGCCACCUGCCCAAAGCGAUGCCGUGCGGACACACGGUGUGUCUGGCAUGUCUGCAACGACUGCAAAACCGGAAGUGCCCGACGUGCCAACAGGCGUUCCAGGUCCCGCUGUCACAAAUCCCCAACAACUACACUGUGCUGCAAUUCCUCCAGGCCAGACCGGACAGGACCGACAAGUCACCAGGGUGGUGCUCGAGGUGCAGCGCCGUCGCUACGCCCCAGUGCCGGGGCCAGCAGCACGUGGUCCUGGGCGUGAGAGAGGCUCUGGAGCAACUCCUGCAGGGCGCCCUGCCGCAGGCUUCAGGCCAGCUGGAACGUCUGAAGAACCAGUGCCAGGAGGAUGAGGCCGUGCGAGCCCUCGCCCUGCUGUCCGGCGAGGCCUGGGAAGUGACGCUGCGGGGCCAGGGGCCACCGCUCUCGGGGACGCUGCGGGACACCAAGGACCCCCUGAUCAAAGCCGUUUUGUUCGUCCUGGCGACGAAGGGAGAACUGAAAGCGGCUGCUACACUGCCGGUAUUGUAA
This is a messenger RNA of Frankliniella occidentalis (western flower thrips), 671 nucleotides long. RefSeq names its product E3 ubiquitin-protein ligase TRIM32-like. Gene Ontology annotation, biological process: protein ubiquitination. The coding region runs from base 93 to 671 and encodes 192 amino acids. NCBI's taxonomy places the organism in Eukaryota, Metazoa, Arthropoda, Insecta, Thysanoptera, Thripidae. Gene Ontology annotation, molecular function: ubiquitin protein ligase activity. The transcript is spliced from 4 exons. The record is from RefSeq and is a predicted model, not a curated record.